Messenger RNA from Fusarium keratoplasticum, 1128 nucleotides. RefSeq names its product L-arabinitol 4-dehydrogenase. The coding region runs from base 1 to 1128 and encodes 375 amino acids. Gene Ontology annotation, molecular function: L-iditol 2-dehydrogenase (NAD+) activity. The transcript has 2 exons. NCBI's taxonomy places the organism in Eukaryota, Fungi, Ascomycota, Sordariomycetes, Hypocreales, Nectriaceae. The record is from RefSeq and is a predicted model, not a curated record. Gene Ontology annotation, biological process: D-sorbitol catabolic process.
AUGAGCCCCUCAGCAGUCGAUGCCCCCGCGACCGCGGACGUCAAGACGACCUUCAAGCCCAACAUUGGUGUCUACACAAACCCCAACCAUGACCUCUGGGUGAAUGCCGCUGAGCCUAGCGCCGAGAGCGUCAAGUCCGGCGCCGACCUGAAGCAGGGCGAGGUCAGUGUUGCUAUCCGAAGCACUGGUAUCUGCGGCUCCGAUGUUCACUUCUGGCAUGCUGGUUGCAUUGGCCCUAUGAUCGUCGAGGGUGACCACAUCCUUGGCCACGAGUCUGCCGGCGAGGUUGUCGCUGUGCACCCCUCCGUCACCCAUCUCAAGGUGGGCGACAGGGUCGCCGUCGAGCCCAACAUCCCCUGCGGUACCUGCGAGCCUUGCCUCACUGGCCGAUACAAUGGUUGCGAGACUGUUCAGUUCCUCUCCACCCCUCCCGUCCCCGGCAUGCUUCGCCGAUACAUCAACCACCCUGCCGUCUGGUGCCACAAGAUUGGAAACAUGUCGUAUGAGAACGGUGCCAUGCUCGAGCCCCUCAGCGUUGCGCUGGCUGGCAUGCAGAGAGCCCAGGUUUCCUUGGGAGACCCCGUCCUGAUCUGCGGUGCUGGUCCCAUCGGCUUGAUCACUCUGCUCUGCUCCGCCGCUGCUGGUGCCUCCCCCAUCGUCAUCACUGAUAUCUCUGAGAGCCGAUUGGCGUUUGCCAAGGAGCUCUGCCCUCGAGUCAUCACCCACAAGGUCGAGAGACUGUCUGCUGAGGAUUCCGCAAAGGCCAUUGUCAACUCGUUUGGCGGCGUUGAGCCCACCAUUGCCCUCGAGUGCACUGGUGUUGAGAGCAGCAUUGCGGCUGCUAUCUGGUCGGUCAAGUUCGGCGGCAAGGUCUUCAUCAUUGGUGUUGGAAAGAACGAGAUCAACAUCCCCUUCAUGCGCGCCAGUGUGCGUGAGGUUGAUAUUCAGCUGCAGUAUCGAUACUGCAACACCUGGCCUCGGGCCAUUCGUUUGGUUGAGAGUGGUGUAAUUGACCUGUCCAAGCUGGUCACCCACCGUUUCAAGCUGGAGGAUGCGCUCAAGGCCUUUGAGACCUCGGCCGAUCCCAAGAGCGGGUCGAUCAAGGUCAUGAUCCAGAGCUUGGAUUAA